UUUCCUUGAAACUUAAGCUGUAUCAAAUAGUAUGGGAAAUUCCUCAACCUUCAAAUGUAGCCUAACUAAUUAAAUCUACGUAAAUGGGAGAUGGUCAUGACGUGGUUGUCCUCAAUAAUGUUGUAUGGAUAUCAAUUAUUUCAAAAUAAUCAUAACUUCUUAGACAUAUGAUUUAUCAAAACUUUCUGCCGAAGAGAAAUUCCGGAUCGAACACUUGAAGUACCAUGAAGACCACAAAGGCCAUGAAAAAAUGCACCUUGAGAUGUUUUUGGUUGCAUUUAUUAGUUUGUUGGUCUGUCAGUUGAUGCUUAUGUUUUGGAAACAGCGACACUUCCGCUCGUAUCAACUUGUAACUUUGAUUGUUAUGUGGUUAGUGCCGUUUGUAUACAGUGUGCUAGCAGAAUUCCCAAGAUUCGUUUUUAUAUGGGUUUUAUUUUCAUUAACUACUGGAGUUAUGGUCUACUUAGCAUCUAAAAAACGCAUAAGCUCAACUACACCAAGACGGGUUUAUCGAUGGUUCUUAUUUAUUCAUACCAUUUCUUAUAUACUUGGAGUUGGUGGUUAUAUCCUAUUAGUGUUAACAUUUUUCCAAAUCAAUCUCAUGUUUCUUGUGCCUACAAAAAUUUCAGUGGAUAUAUCUUUAUUGGCAUUGUUUUACGGUCUUUAUUAUGGUGUGAUUGCACGUGAUUUUGCUGAAGUUUGUACAAAUAAAUUAGCUGCACAAAUAUCCGAUCGAGUUCCUCAUGGUAUGCCUAUUCGUCGAAUUGAUCCAUCAAUAUGUUUAAUCUGUAAAAAUAAUUUAACAAUAGAUAGUAGUGAAAAAAUUCAUCGACUCAACUGUUCACAUGUCUUUCAUGAUUUUUGUAUUCGGGGUUGGUGUAUUAUUGGAAAAAAAGAUACUUGUCCGUAUUGCAGUGAAAAAGUCAACUUGAAACAGACAUUCACGAAUCCAUGGGAUAAACCACAUUUAUUAUAUGGGAAUCUUUUAGAUUGGGUACGUUAUUUAGUCGCAUGGCAACCUGUGAUUUUGGGCGUCGUACAUGUGCUUAACUCAGCUCUAGGUCUACAAUAACUAAUAUCCAAUUCUUAUCAAAUAACGCACGUUCUCUAAUGUGUGUUCCUUUUUCUACAAUCAAAACUUGUAUAUCAUAUGAUACAUCAAAUAUAAUUAAUUCUAUUUG
Schistosoma turkestanicum is the source of this 1181-nucleotide messenger RNA. Lineage: Eukaryota; Metazoa; Platyhelminthes; Trematoda; Strigeidida; Schistosomatidae. The record is from the annotation of a GenBank genome assembly.